CAGAAUUCAAUAUAUCUUAAUGGUAACCGGUUGUGCAGUAUUGCCCAGCACUUUGAACUCUCUAGACGUGUGCUAUACAGUUACUAAAUAUUGUCAGUACAUUUUACACGAUGAUGCUGCGUGGGAUUUGUAAUAACAAGUGGUCGGUCAAAUCGAUUUCGACAAAAUCAUACAAUGUUAUUACUGGGUCGGUGCCUACAUAAAAACGUAUGGCGUGCAUACAACAUUCAACAAUAUAUAAUAUCAUGCUUAAAAUCGGUUUAAUGUUUAAAAUAUUUAGCCAGAGGGCAGCGUGUUGUAAAUUGUAAUUUAUAAAUCAUUGGUUAAUGAAGUUUUGACGGACACAUUUGGGAGAAAACAUAAUUAUCUUCGAGUGUCGCUGACUGAACGUUGUAAUCUUAGAUGUGAAUAUUGUAUGCCACUUAAAGGUGCAAAGCUGUCAGAACAGUCGAAGUUGCUUUCAAAUGACGAAAUAGUCCGUUUAGUAUCAUUAUUUGCCAACCAAGGGGUUGAUAAAAUUCGAAUUACAGGUGGAGAACCUACAGUGAAAAAGGAUAUCAUUCAUAUAGUUGAAUCACUCAGAAGUAUCAAAAAACUCAAAACGAUUGCGAUGACCACGAAUGGUUUGACUCUAACCAAACAUUUGGUGGACCUCCAACGAGCUGGGUUGAACGCACUAAACGUUAGUUUAGAUUCUUUGCAACAAAAUACGUAUGGAAACAUCACUAGAAGAGACGGUCGAUUGUUGAAAAGAGUUUUGGCAGGCAUCGAUUUGGCAUUGCAAUUGGGAUUCAGUCCAGUAAAGGUGAACUGUGUAUUGAUGAAAGGAGUAAAUUUCGACGAAUUAGGUGAUUUUGUUGAAAUGACCAGAGACAGAAAAAUCAAUUAUCGGUUUAUCGAAUUCAUGCCAUUUUCGAUGAAUGAUUGGGAAGAAAACCGAAUGGUACCUUAUAAAGAAGCAAUCCGAGAGAUCAUGAAGUCACAUCCAAAUUUUGAACCGUGUGAUAACGAACCGAAUUCAACUUCAAAAAUGUAUCGAGUGCCAGGAUUUGCAGGCAGCAUUGGUUUCAUAUCGUCCAUGACCGAUGAUUAUUGCGAUAGUUGUAACCGACUCAGAUUAAUGGCUGACGGAAAUCUAAAGGCAUGCUUGUUUCAAAACAACGAAAUCAGUUUGAGGGAUCCACUUCGGGAAGGAGCUUCAGAUGAAGAACUAUUGGACAUCAUAUCAAAUGCAGUCAAAGACAAAAAGCGGAAACAUGCUGUCGCUGAUCGGACAAAAUCGGUGUCCACUGUGAUCCGCGGAGGCCGCCUCGUCAAUAACGUUUGUACGGCUUCCCACAGCGGCCGACUCGCCAGAAACGUUCGUACGGCCACCAGUGACGGCUUUGUUGCCAGAAACGUUUGUAAAGCAUCCAGCGGUGGCCGUCAAGCUAGACACUUUUGUACGGGUAGCCACGGCGGCAAUGACGACGAGCCACGCCUGACGCACGUGGACAGGCGGUCGGGGGACGCGCGCAUGGUGGACGUUUCGGGAAAACGUGAAACUCGGCGGACGGCCACGGCGGUGGCUCAGGUCCGGUUGGACGCGACGGCCACCCGGCUAAUUGCAGAGGACGCGUGCAAGAAGGGUGACGUGCUGUCCGUGGCCAGGCUGGCGGGAAUAUGUGCGGCUAAGGUCACGUGGCAGCUCAUACCGCUGUGCCACCAGAUCCGACUGGACUCCGUGACGGUGGACGCCCGGCUAGACGAGCGCCGUGGCCGCGUCCACAUAACGGCCACGGCCGUCAGCACCGACCGGACGGGUGUCGAGAUGGAGUGCCUGACGGCGUGCUCAGUGACAGCACUCACGGUUUACGACAUGUGCAAAGCUGUCAGCCGAGACACGGUCAUCGAACACGUCAAGCUCUUGUCCAAGACGGGUGGCAAAACCGAUUAUCGAGCAAAGGACGACGACGAUGAUUAGCGCUAACGAUCGAAUAUUAUAAAGGAUUCAUAAUAUGCGAUUACGUUCACUUCAAGACUUGUUUUUUGCAUAUACCUACAUUUUAUGUUACAUUACAGUAAUCAGAUAUUGGUUGAUGCAGGCCGAUUUUUUAUGACGCGAGUAAUAUUUUGUGAUAUAAAUAUUUCAUAAUUUGGUAGGUAGAUACGUAUUAUAGUUUAUAGUUUAAAAUGUACAGAUUUUCUAAUAGAAAAUUCAAAAAAUAUCUUAUGAUAGCUUUUAAAAACCUGCCAAGUCUGUACAUCAACGUAACAACCGACAACUGCGUAUAGGUAACAGCGUUCUAAACACACAAACAAGUGAAACAUAAAUAAACAUAAUUACAUUUUGACAGGUAUCUAUUUGAAGUAAUUUACUUGUUGCAACAUAAAAAUUUCGAUUUUUUAAGCUACCUAUUACCUUCUUGUACAGUUGUAUUGAUUGAGUUGUAAAAAAAGUUAUUAAAAAUGAACGAAUAUUUAGACUUAAAAAUAAAGGUAAAAACUAUAUUUCAAGUAUAAACACCACAAGUACUUUGGAACUCUUUUAGUAUAUUAUACAUUAAAUUAAGAAAAUCGAAAUAGGUAUAAUUAAUGCGUCAUAAUAUUACAGCACUUCAUUUUAUGUUUAUAUAUAUUAAGUUUAUUUGCUUACAGUUUAUUACAUAAUAUAUAUAUGGUAUUAUAAAUAUAGAAUAUUAUAUCACUUGGGCCUAUAUUAUUAUAAUGGGUUUGUUUGGCAUUAAUUCUACGAAGUUAAUAUAUAUAAAUAUAUAUAUUAAAAAUGUUGUUUCGAAAUGGUAACUAUGAGUUGUACAUGAUUUACAUUCAUAUAUAUAUGUAUGUAUGUAUUAUUAUCGAAUAGCCCGAAAUAUACAAUAUAAUAAUAUUAUUUAACUUAUAAAUUAUAAUACUUAAUCA
Messenger RNA from Myzus persicae (green peach aphid), 2901 nucleotides. It is a transcript of the gene Mocs1, whose product is annotated as GTP 3',8-cyclase, mitochondrial. The coding region runs from base 416 to 1963 and encodes 515 amino acids. Lineage: Eukaryota; Metazoa; Arthropoda; Insecta; Hemiptera; Aphididae. Gene Ontology annotation, molecular function: cyclic pyranopterin monophosphate synthase activity; 4 iron, 4 sulfur cluster binding; GTP 3',8'-cyclase activity. The record is from RefSeq and is a predicted model, not a curated record. The transcript is spliced from 9 exons. Gene Ontology annotation, biological process: Mo-molybdopterin cofactor biosynthetic process.